UUGUUACCUUCAUAUCAGUGCUAAAAGUCGAAGAAACAAGUCGAUGUUUUUUCUCCGAGAGAUUUUGAGCAUGGAAAUAGCUGCCUGUAAUGAGCUGUGGUAUUGCUGUCUUCUCUGCUGAUUGUCUUCGUUAUUCAUAAAUCAUCGUUCGAGAUACUCACUUUCGAAUCGCAUGACGGGAAGAUGUUAACCACCGUCGCAAUCGUGUUGGUUCUAUCUCUUCAUGUUGGGAGAAGUUGUGCCCUUGUAACCGAACAAGAUAAUACUUGUUUAAACAGUUAUUCUUGGAGCGCAAGAGGGAAUGGCGAACCAGUAUACCAGUACAUGGUAACAGAAACAACAGAACACUGUUUAGAUUGCCAGUUGGACGACAUCGUUCGGAAAACUAACACGGAACAUGCAGAAAAAGUUUAUGAAGUGAAGACUGGCUUCUACGGGGCCAUGGAAGAUAACGGGGACGUCAUCACUUGUCUAAAUAUCACAUUUGAAAUCAAUCGCCAUAGCGCUUCCAAUCUUGAAGGAUUGUUAUUCACCCUCGAAGAUCAUUGGGAUGGUGAUUAUGAAGAGUGCUUUAGACUGAACUUUACAACAAGAUUGACCAGUUCAUCUCUCUUUGACACCACAACUGAGAACAGAAAUAGGCUUUUUCAUUUCGACUGCUUCUGCGAUCUGAAGAUAAGUGACGGCGGACCUAAUUACGAUUACACUUUGAAAAUCCGUUCUCUACCAUUCCAAAAUGAGAAUUGUACCUUGGUAGAUGAUCAGACCGUCACAUCAUAUGUCAAAGUACCUGUUUGUGACGAUCCUGUAAGAACGUGGACGGAUAAAUAUUGUCAGAAGAAACAAAAAGCAGAGACAUGGAACCCUUUUAUUGCAUUUUACCAAGCCUUCCCAAAAUACAACACCUUAAGACUGACCUUCGAACCUGCACCUCCUUAUUAUCUCAUAACUCAAUAUGAGAUUUACAUACUCAACAUGAUGAGACAAUUUAUUGUCGAUGGACAUAUCAUCUACGUGGCUGAUUUGAAUAUAACUCCUGUUGAGGUUGAUGGCUCCAGUGUGAACGCUACAUCCAGGGACUAUGCUGAUGUGAACGCGAAACCAGGAGAUAGCAUUACUGUAACGAUUAUAGCAAAGAAUGGUAUACGUGAGGUGUUCCGCAGAGUAGGUCCCGUUCUCAUAUUUCAAGAGACAUGGAACCCUUUUAUUGCAUUUUACCAAGCCUUCCCAGACUACAACAUCUUAAGACUGACCUUCGAACCUGCAGCUCCUUCUUAUCCAAUAACUCUAUAUGAGAUUUACAUACACGACAUGAUGACAGGAUAUUCUGUCGACGGACAUAUCAUCUACGUGGCUGAUUUGAAUAUAACUCGUGUUGAGGUUGAUGGCUCCAGUGUGAACGCUACAUCCAGGGACUAUGCUGAGGUGAACGCGAAACCAGGAGAUAGCAUCACUGUAACGAUUAUAGCAAUGAAUGGUAUAGAUGAGGUGUUCCGCAUAGUAGGUCCCGUUAUCAUAUUUCAAGAGAAUCCUUGUGACGUCAACACUUGUGGACCUCUUGGAUCCUGCAUUCCUCUUGGUCAUGAUUACUAUUGUAAGUGUCAAGAAGGGACUGUUAACCUGAGCAAUCACACUUGUAUCCGGGACCCUUGUGAAUCAAACACCUGCGAGCCUCUCGGUUCUUGUAUUCGUCUUGGCGAUGAUUACUUCUGUCAGUGCCAAGAAGGAGCUCUCAACAGGAAUAACCACACGUGUAUCCAAUCCACUGACCAAGCUCGGGAUAGUUCAUGGCAGGUGAUCACUGGUGCUGCCGUUGUGGGCGCUCUGGUGGUCUUCAUCCUUAUUGCUGUCGGUCUAUACAGAAAACAUCACAGAAAACAUCACAGACGAUUCUCAGAUCCGAUUGAACCUGUAUGUUCCACUAGUUCUACUAUACCCAUUAUUUCUGAUGCCCAAACUUCAGAUGACGUCCUCUUUGCCUAUCCCGAAGAAAACUCUGAGUUUGUUAAACUUGUUGAGAAGCUGGCAAUAUAUAUACUGCGUCGUGGUGGCAUUCAUCCCGUCCUGCCAUCACAGCACACUCUGGAAAUGGGUAAACAGGGGCAAGAACUUUGGCUUGAGACGACAUCAACUAGGGCAAAGAAGAUUCUCUGGAUUUGUUCCGCACAGAUGACUGAAUCAAAAUUUUCUAAUUUUGAAAAACUUUUAACACUCACCAAAGAUGACCGGGAAGAAAGGAAAGACAAACAUGUCGUGUGCUUCUUCUCUGAUGUGUCUUCGAGAACGGACGUGCCGCGGAGAUUAGGGGAUUUCAAAAGAUUCAACCUGUUAGAAGACCUGGAAUCAAUGUGCUUCUAUUUAAAGGAUAUUGAGAGGCAUACAUUGUAUUACAGUGAAAGCAUGCCUUACAUCUCAGGGCUUGAACCAUCUGCAGAAAGAACUGCUCUGGAAGAUGCCUUAGAAGAAUGGGCAGGUAAUCGUCAUAAAGAGUCGCAGCCUUUUAUUUUCAAAGACUCUGGAUUUACUAGUGAAGAGCCGACGUUUGCUGGGCCAUUCUCCGCGGAGGAUGGUGAUCUCAAAACAAUGGCUGAUGCUUGGAUAGGCCUCACAACACUAUCUCUUCAAGAUGAAUCCGAUAGCUAACCGGGGGAAUUUACAAUUCAAGUGUCUGAGUAGGUAACCUCCAAAGCACCCAUUCACCAGUUUAGAGAUAUUCACAAGUACUUGUUCUGAGAGAUGUACUAACAAUUAGAGUUAUAAUUGUACAUGUAUGACAGUAUAUUAUGCCCAUUCCCAGUUCUGACACUUUCUGAGUGAGUAUUUUAGACUUUAUGUGUCAUUCACGAUGCAAAGAUGAAAGAUAAAGUGUAUCAUGACUGAAAAUGAAAUAAAAGAUCAAAAGGCAAUCAAAUAAGAGCAUAAAGGUUCGGUUUUAACACGAAAGCAACCUCUAAUUCUUUGAUCGAUAUUUAAAAGGAUUUCUGUAUGUACACAAUAAUACAUAAUCUACAUGUAUUAUCAUAAUUAUCUUCAUCAGGAUCUUUGCUCUUUUUUGUCGAUAGAGGUGUUGUGGUUUAGUCUCCAGACAGUGAACCCCGAGGUACGGGGUUCGAAUCCCUAUCGCAGCACUAAUGUCCUAAUGGCCAGACAUUCAUCUAUGCACUUGCGGACUUGCCACACCCUACCCAUGUGAGGUAAAUGGGUACUUGGCAGGAACAAGUUCCACAAAAUUAUAUACGAGAGCCGUAAUGGCAGCUGUUUAAAUCCAGGGUAAUGAUAAUCGACCACCAGGAGUUAUUAUUAUUAUUAUUAUUAUUAUUAUUAUUAUCAUCAUCAUCAUCAUCAUCAUCAUCAUCACUAGUAUCAUUAUUCCUAUUAUAAUGAUGAUGCAGAGGAGGAAGAGGAUGGGGAUGAUGAAGAUGAUGAUGAUGAUGAUGAUGAUGAUUAUAAGAUGGAUACCAGUAAAUGCAGCUAUAGAAUAUAGUCUCACCAGUUAACAUGUCUCAUUCUAGUUUCUUUGGCAGAUACAUUUUUUUCAUUUUAUAUAUUGUAUUUUGAAAUUAGUUUUUGUAGCUGUAAAACAUUACCAAUAGUAAAAUGUUAAAAGUCAAUUCUUAAUUGCACGGUGUUAUUCUAUGUAGACAUUAUUUAUUUUGUGUACGAUGUGUAGUAUAGGUAGGGGUCUUAACAUUUCUAAAAGCACCGAGUACAUGGAUUAUCAAUAAUAAUACAAUAAUAAUA
Molecule: messenger RNA, 3741 nt
Organism: Strongylocentrotus purpuratus (purple sea urchin)
Lineage: Eukaryota; Metazoa; Echinodermata; Echinoidea; Camarodonta; Strongylocentrotidae
Exons: 16
Coding region: 184-2643 (819 amino acids)
Molecular function (GO): interleukin-17 receptor activity
Source: RefSeq, a predicted model, not a curated record